This is a messenger RNA of Vigna angularis (adzuki bean), 1827 nucleotides long. Its product is annotated as aspartic proteinase 36. The record is from RefSeq and is a predicted model, not a curated record. Lineage: Eukaryota; Viridiplantae; Streptophyta; Magnoliopsida; Fabales; Fabaceae. Gene Ontology annotation, molecular function: aspartic-type endopeptidase activity. Bases 244 to 1674 code for a protein of 476 amino acids. The transcript has 10 exons. Gene Ontology annotation, biological process: proteolysis.
GUUGGUCGGUUUUUUAUUUUUAUUUUUAAAAUUUUGUUGUUGGUUGUUCUCAUUCCACAAUAAUCCUCUCCAUUGCCGAAUUAACCUUUUUCAAUAUAACGGACCGAACACGGCAAAACCAUUACACCUUUACGCCAAAGCACCGAAACGAGUCGCAUCGAGCUUCAUUGAGCUGUGCUGGAUCUGUUGCUACUAUUUCUUUGAUUCUUUCUGUUGAAUUGAACUAGUUAGGCUACUGAAUUAAUGGAUCCGAGAGGUUUAGUGAUAUUGGUGGCGAUUCUAGUUGCGGAAAUGAGUUGCGUUGCCGACGGAACUUUAGUGUUUCCGGUGGAGCGUCAGAAAAGGAGUUUAAGCGCUAUCAAAGCUCACGAUGCUCAACGUCGAGGUCGAAUUCUCUCCGCCGUGGAUCUCAACCUUGGCGGCAAUGGUGUCCCUACUAAUACUGGUCUGUAUUAUACAAAACUUGGGCUUGGCUCUCCUCCGAAGGAUUAUUAUGUGCAAGUUGAUACAGGAAGUGACAUUCUGUGGGUGAAUUGCGUUGAGUGUUCGAGAUGUCCCAGGAAAAGUGAUCUCGGUAUAGAAUUGACUCUUUAUGACCCAAAGAGCUCUGAAACUGCAGAGCUGGUUUCUUGUGAGCAAGACUUUUGUGCUGCCGCGUAUGAUGGUCCAAUGCCUGGGUGCAAGUCUGAAAUUCCAUGCCCCUACAGCAUAACUUAUGGAGACGGAAGUGCAACUUCUGGAUACUAUGUCCAGGAUUAUCUUACUUAUAACCGUGUCAAUGGAAAUCUUCUUACUACGCCACAAAAUAGCAGUAUCAUUUUUGGGUGUGGCGCUGUACAAUCUGGGACAUUGGGUUCAUCUUCUGAACAAGCCCUUGACGGAAUAAUGGGUUUUGGACAAGCAAAUUCUUCUGUACUUUCUCAGCUUGCUGCAUCUGGAAAGGUGAAAAAAAUAUUUUCACAUUGCCUUGACAAUAUUCGUGGUGGUGGAAUAUUUGCCAUCGGGGAAGUGGUGGAACCAAAAGUUAGUACAACUCCAUUGGUACCAAGAAUGGCACACUAUAACGUAGUUUUGAAGACUAUUGAGGUUGAUACAGAUACACUACAGCUUCCCUCGGAUAUAUUUGAGUCUGGAAAUGGGAGGGGGACAAUAAUAGAUAGUGGAACAACCUUGGCUUAUCUUCCUGGGUUAGUUUAUGACCAACUGAUGCAAAAGGUUUUGACCCGGCAGCCUGGACUGAAAUUAUAUCUUGUUGAACAACAAUUUAGUUGUUUUCAGUAUGCUGGAAAUGUUGAUCGUGGAUUUCCAGUUGUCAAGUUUCAUUUUGAGGAUUCUCUUUCUCUGACAGUUUAUCCUCACGACUACCUGUUUGAUUUUAAUGAUGGUCGUAUGUGGUGUAUCGGCUGGCAGAAAAGUGUGUCACAAGCCAAGAAUGGAAAGGACAUGACCCUUCUUGGAGAUUUGGUGCUAUCCAAUAAAGUAGUGAUAUAUGAUCUUGAAAAUAUGGCCAUUGGAUGGACCGACUACAACUGCUCUUCCAGCAUUAAAGUGAAGGAUGAAGCCACCGGAGCAGUGCGUACUGUGGGUGCACACGAUAUUUCUUCAGUUUCUACCUGUUUUAUUGGAAGAAUACUGACUUUCUUUUUGUUGCUAAUUGCGAUUCUAAACUAUUAAAUUAACUUGGUUUUGAUAUUCAUUUUAUUUUGUUGUACCAUAAUUCCUUGAAUGAUAAGGUGUGCAACGUGCUUGAUAUGGUAUAAUCAAUCAUUACUGGUGUAGAUAGAAUUGACAAAGGUGCAAAUAUUUUUUGAAGUUUUUUGUUGUCAA